Dissoconium aciculare CBS 342.82 is the source of this 993-nucleotide messenger RNA. RefSeq lists its product as uncharacterized. The coding region runs from base 401 to 916 and encodes 171 amino acids. Lineage: Eukaryota; Fungi; Ascomycota; Dothideomycetes; Mycosphaerellales; Dissoconiaceae. The transcript has a single exon. The record is from RefSeq and is a predicted model, not a curated record.
UGGCGAUGCCAAGACGGCUGCCGCCAGUGAGAGAACAGCGAAUCCCUUCAUUAUGAUGGACUGUAUGAUCAAGACGAGGAAUUGCGUGAAGAAUUGUUGUGAUGGAAGUGAUUUCUUUCUCGGUGGGCCAAGUUCAUGACCUUUAUAUCCCGAGCUGUCGCGGUCGAAUUCGAUAGGAAUCUGUCACAUCUCCGCCAUCUUUGACAAUCAUGGAUUGUGCAGAGAUGAUCGACAUUGGUCUUCACCUAUUCGGUACGGAAGAACUGCUGAGUUUCCACGCAAGAUAUCGUUUUGCUUGCUUGUGACAACCAUAUCGUUACAGAUCAAAGGUCUCUCAUUCGUCGACAUCGUGACACUCAGAUAAGGGUCUUCCUGGAAUUAGCUUACCGGAAACGUCCAGAUGGUUACAAGUGGGCCUCAGAUAAGCUUUAUCUUGAACAACUUCCCACGAUUGAGACUUAAGCUUUCAUUGAGGAGAACUUCGCCACGGCAUAUCUGCUGUUGGAUGGCCAUCAUUAGUGUCGAAAUACUGAUUGUAAGAAGAACAGGGCAAUGGAAGCUUGAAGGCUGCUGCACGAUUGUCAAGCCGACCAGUCAUGCACCGCCAAUCUCCCGCGCCACUGCCGCUCAGUCUAGCGAUGCUUGUGUGAAUCCCAUAAGGAUAUGCGUCGAUUGGACCAUCAGUAUGUGCAUCUCCGAAACCACGCAAUUCGCACGAUCAUCUCUGUCCCUGUCGGUUUCCUGCCGGCUUGCAAAGGCACGGAAACGCAGACCUCAUGCUGCGCAUUUCGCGCGUGCUAGAACUCAACAUUCUUUCAGACCUAGACCUUCCAGGAUUGAGAUCCAUGUAACGACUGACGGGACUUGCCAGCCAACCCUGUUGUGCAAUAGAACAUUUCCCGGUCCCCUAUUGUAGGUCGUGCGACAUCAGUGAACCACGAUAGGGACUCUGGCGCUAGCAACUAGGCCCAUGGAAGGGUAGCCGUUUAGGAG